ACGGAAUCUCCUCGCUGGCCGGCCAGCCGCCGGCUCUGGUGUCCCCUCGCUCCGGGCCCUGGUCCCAUGACCGCCGGCAGGUGGGCCAGCGCGGUGACGGCGGCACCUGCAGGAGCCCAGGACCAUGUCCAGUAGAUGAGGGCCGCAGCGCGAGCCCUGAGCCCCGACGCCCGGCGAGAGACGCGCCCUCCGACCAGGAAGCAUGUGGCGGCCGCUCCGGGCUGCUCGGCGCCCCGGGCGGGGAAGGAGGGCGACAGGAAGGGCCCCCCGUCCAUCCUGAGACACAGCUCGCCGCCGGGGGGCCGAGGCCGCAGGGCGCAGCCAGCGAGGGCCGCCAGGCACGUGCGCUUCCAGGAGCCCCUGGAGGUGGCCGUCCGCUACAUCGCCAGCCGGGAGCACGUGCCCCCCGCCAAGGCGCCCCGCCGGCCCCGGCCCCGGCCCCGCGGCCGCUUGCUGCUGCUGCUGGGCCUGUGCGCGCUGCUGGUGCUGCUGCUGGGCCUGUGCUGCGGCCGGAUCAAGCCCCUGGCGCUGGCGCUGCAGGACCUGCGGGCCCGGCUGCUGGCCCUCGGCCUGCGCCUGCGGCAGGCGCUGCUCACCGGCUGGCACUGCCUGCUGCAACUCUGACCCGCGGCCGAGCAUCUGGAGCGGCCGCGGCGAACCGGGACGGAGGGGUCCCCUGGGAGGUCUUGCAGGAAAAGGACCCGCU
Messenger RNA from Pipistrellus kuhlii (Kuhl's pipistrelle), 706 nucleotides. RefSeq names its product chromosome unknown C14orf180 homolog (gene CUNH14orf180). The transcript has 5 exons. NCBI's taxonomy places the organism in Eukaryota, Metazoa, Chordata, Mammalia, Chiroptera, Vespertilionidae. The coding region runs from base 136 to 624 and encodes 162 amino acids. The record is from RefSeq and is a predicted model, not a curated record.